AUGGAAACCGAGGUCGAGAACGUCCGCGUGCUGGCGCGAGGCCGCCUGGAGGUCUUCCCGCGCAACGGCGCCAAGGACGUCCUCAUGCAGAACGGCCCACGCUGCCUCUGCCACUCGAGCCGCUACGGCCUCACCUUUCUCGCGACGCCCGCCGGGCUCGGGGUCACGGCCUUUCCGACGCUCGAACAGGCAACGCUGGCGAGCGUCGAGCGAGCCGAGAACAACGUGGACCCGCUCGUGCCGCUGCCAGUAACAAGCGACGCCCGUCUGGAGGAGGAAGUGCCGACGGAAGUCAUUGAUGUUAGCAGCAAAACGCAAGAUUCAUCUGAAAAGGCACCACUGUCGACAAGGCCGCGCAGCAACAGCACGAUGGACAAGGCGUCGUUCACGCCCGACAUUUCGCAGGCACUGGCCCGCAUGGCCACAGCACCCGGGUUUGGCUCGGCACGCAAGGCCCCGGUCAAAUCAGCGGAUCCGCCCAAGGAAGCCAAACAGAGCAGCAGCACGCACCCAUCGGCGCCACCGAGCGUCGCGCCACCAGCACCGUCCCAUGCGGCGGAAGAUGCACUCUGGAAGCUCAUCCGCGAGUUUGAUCGGACCUUGCAGCAGCUGCGCGCGACCCCGCGCUUGGACCUUGCUGCGCACGAGACGCUCUUUUGUGACGUGCGACGCAAGGGACGUGCAAUGUCCGACGGCGUUCAGGAGCUCGACGAAAGAUUUCAUGUGACUGAAGCCGAUGUCGCUCGUGUCGUCACGCAGAGCAAGACCGUGCGCGACGAGAUCGACGAAGCCAACCGGCUGCAAGUGUUCGCAGACCCGGCGACGGACCCCCUCGAUGCGCGGUCCUUGGCCACGUACGACGAGCUACAGCAAAAGUUUUGUGGCGUCAAUGAGACGUGCGUCAGUCUCUCGGCCCGCCUCGCACAUCUCGGCUCCAGUCGUCCGAGCGACGUGCUGCAUGCGCUCAAGCAAAGCUACGACCGCUCCAAGGAGCAGUACAACCAUGCGCUGGAUCUGGCUGGCCACAUGGACAAGCUCACGGCCGUCGCUUCACCGGCAGUAGCGCCCUCGAUGUUGCUUGCGCUGCGCCAGGAAGACGCGAGUGUCUCCGAUCUCGAUAAGGUCUUUGGCACCCUCCGUGUCUGUGCACCUCGGCUCGUUUCGACAUCGCUUUUGCCGCCAGCGUCGACCAAGCCGGCCGCCAAGCCCCUCCGCGUCCGUAGUUCGCUCCUUUCGACAGCUACACUGACGGUUCCCGCGCCACCAAAGACGCCACGAGGCCACCUCUCGUUCCAAGCACCGGCUCCAAUGCCGACGAUACAGACAAGAAGAGAAGAUCCGCUAAGUGAGACGUGUCCCGAUGACGCGUCCUCGCCACCCGGCGGCAACAGCCCCACCUCGUCGAUCCCAUCGACGCCGACAAGAAACAAGUCGUCCAAGCCAAUCAAGGUGGCGACGUUGCCGUUUUCGCUGUCGCCCAAGGCCAAGGCCCCGUCGCCGCUGCAGCGCCCCACGCCGAUUGCGAUCCCGCCCCGUGUCUCGGAGCCUGAGAGCGACGAGUCGCCCCGCGCGCGCAAGAUGUCGCUGGGCGCUCGCACGCCGCCGCCGUCGGUGCUCGGGCGACCACCGACACCCAAGCUGGCCGCGCGGAAGACGGCAUACGCCACGGACGUCAAGUCGCGACCGAUCAUGUCGCCGCUGUCGCUGGACCCGCCCAACUACCUCGGACGUCUCGAGAGUUUCUGCGCUAUGUACGCCCCGGGGCACGUGAUUGCACAGAGCGCGAUGGAGCGGCUCUUGCGCGACCACGCGGGGCGGGAGAACGAACUGUUUCUCCACCUUUUACGACAGUUUGUGCGCAGAGACGCGACCGAAAGCGACGGGCACGCGUACGUGACCCGGGGCGCGCUUCCGCCGCCUCCGACCGUCAACUACAAGGCGCUUCUGACCGCGUUUUACGCCAAGCACAACCCCGCCAAGCUCCCCGAAGUCGACGAACUCCUCGCCAAGUACCAAGGCAACGAAGCACGGCUCUUCAAGAGCCUCCAGCUCAAGUACAGUACGGCAAACGCUGCAUCGCGCCCGACGUACGUCCCAGCGUAG
This is a messenger RNA of Saprolegnia diclina VS20, 2103 nucleotides long. RefSeq lists its product as hypothetical. The coding region runs from base 1 to 2103 and encodes 700 amino acids. NCBI's taxonomy places the organism in Eukaryota, Oomycota, Saprolegniomycetes, Saprolegniales, Saprolegniaceae. The transcript has 3 exons. The record is from RefSeq and is a predicted model, not a curated record.